Messenger RNA from Epithele typhae, 2220 nucleotides. RefSeq lists its product as uncharacterized. The record is from RefSeq and is a predicted model, not a curated record. The transcript is spliced from 5 exons. Lineage: Eukaryota; Fungi; Basidiomycota; Agaricomycetes; Polyporales; Epitheliaceae. Bases 1 to 2220 code for a protein of 739 amino acids.
AUGCACAGCGUCAAUAUCCGCCGACCAGACAGCGUCAUAGGCUCAGAAGACUCGGAUCAAGCAGACUACCGUCUGGCACUGGAUUCCCCUACUGGGUCGAAGCUGGUACGCUUCCGCUCGCCCCCUCGGUCACCACGGACGUCCGGCCUUUUGCUCGCUCUUGGAGAUGUCAUUCAGCAAGACGAGGACGACGGGGAAUGGGAAGAGGAAGAAUCAGGAGAACAGGAGUCGAACUCGGGCGAGGAGCAAGAAGAGGUCGCUGGAGAUCCCCAACGAACACUGUUCGCCGACAUCGCAGCGCGACCUGCGCCCAUCCUGGGCCUUAGUGAGGAUGCGGCAAGAAUUUUGCAAUUCGUUGCUUCCCGUCCAAACGCGCAUACCAGGGACGAGUCCCCUCCACCUCCUUCCUCUCUCGGAGGGGUGUCAUCCACUCUGGUCGACGGUCUGUCUACUCAACCCGGAAGUCCGGGUGACGAAUUGGCGGCUGUCGAGGAGGACGAGACGAUCACCCAUAUGAUCAGCUCUGUGAUACCGGACUCGCCUCCAGCAUUCACCAGCUCUCCCCGCGGUUCCGUAGCCGUGUCCGACGACCCGUCAAGAUCCAUCUCCCUAGCCCCCUCACCAGUCCACGGCUCCCCCACACCCUUACCAAGAUCCUUGGAGCCCAUUCCUGAGUCGCAACUGCCUUCAUAUCCCACCCUUAAUGACCCCGAUAUCCCAUCUCAUACCGGCGAGCCACCUGGUCACAUGGAACACCGAGCGCGUCUCGAUGAGAUAUUGAUACCACCUCCUUCUCUCGCGUCUCUCUCCCAGCGAGACUCCCUCUCGUCUUCUUCCGGACUUCUCUCCCCCAUCGACUUUACCGCUGGAUUCGCCACCUUCUCACGACCCACGAGCCUCGCCUCUCAUCGUCAUGAAAGUUCAUUAGACUCUCGGAUUGCAGAACUCCCAGAACGACUGCGUGGGUCGCCCCCGCGCUCUCCGCGGCGCAUGUCCACCUUAUCCAUCCUGUCGUCUCCGUUUGGAUCACCUUCCCGACGAACCAUACACGGCAAUACAGGGUUCGACCCGCCCUCCGCGUCCACGCUCUUCUCUCCCAGGUUUGGAGCCUUCCCCAUCCAGCCCUCACAAUCCGACGAGGACCGACAGAGCAACACGCGGCCUUCUCGCAGCGACAGCGUGGAUUCUUUCCUACUCUCCUCCGAGGAGCCGAACUCCAGCUCUGUUGAAAUCCAUAUAGACGGUCCAUCGAACGUCUCGGGUCCCCGAGCGCCCGUGCUCCUGGACGAGGACGACACAGCAGAGGCGGUCGAACCCGAGGACAUGAUGGCCGAGUACCACACGGCUAGCGCAUCGGACUUCCUCAUCGCAAACUCGGCCGACACGUCGUUCGAAUCCGAUGAGUCGAUGUCCGCGCUCUAUGAAGGCUAUUACACUCCUACGAUCCGCACGGGCAACGUUGGAGUAGCCAUCGCCGAACCGGAGGAAGUCGAUGACGUUUUCGUUGCGGAGGUUGGCCCUCUCGUCGUCCCAGCCUCUCAUGAUGUUGCUCCCGUCACCUCUCCCGCCCAGCCGGAAUCCCAUACGGAACGUAGAGAGCCUGUCUUCAGCCCUCCUUUCGCCCGCCCUCCCUCAGCCGCAUCAUCGCUCUCCGAGAGAUCACACGUUUUCUCCCCUCCUCUCUCCCGACCUUCAUCCUCGCUCUCGGGCCAAGUUCCAAAUUUCUCGCGGCCAAGUAGCGCCCGAAACUCCAUUAUUUUCACCCCACCUCCCAGACCUGUGUCACCUGCGGCUCCUGCCGCCGACGACAACGCCGAGGAACCCUCGUCGCGAGCAAGCUCGUCCCUCGGCUACACGAGCAAUGCACGACCCCGGCUCUCCGUGCAGACCGGGCCGUCGUCAGAGGGUUCCAGGAAGGUGCCGUUCGGCUUCCGGAAUUCCAUGUCGAGUCUUUCGUCUGCAGGCAUCCUCCCGGUCGGCCACUCCGUUGUCUCCUGUAGAGGAGGUGCCGUUGACGUCGUCUCCUGCUACGAACACCAGGCGUUUAAAACCCCUCCGCUUGUCUAUGGUUCUGAACUCCUCCGCAUCGUCGUUGAACUCUUCGGGUCCCUUUUCCAGUAUCCCAUCAUUGACCACGGCUUCUACGGCAACUACCGCACCAACUCCAUCCUCUGCACAUCCCACCUCUGCACCUGCAUCUCGUCCAUCUUCAUGGAAUAA